UGUGACUACUGACCUUCGAAGGCCUUGUGGCGUACGGUUGUGCUUGCCGUUUAUUUGCAUAAGCGCCUCAGUUCGCAGCUGUUUUCUGAUUUUGUUCCGACGCGCAGUGCAAGGCAGUGCGAUUCUUGUCAUUUGGUUGUCGGACCACUGUCUCAGCAAUAUGAAGCAUGAGCAUACGCUCCCGUCGUCAACGUAUCUGCAACCGGAAUCUCGUAACGUGCCUGUUGAUCAGCGUGUGCUCAUUCUGCGGCUGUAUCACGAGUGCAGUUUAAACGCGGCAGAAGCUGCCCGACAGUACAACAAUAUCAACCCUGAUAUGCGGCCCGUUACCGGCCGAUAUGUGCUUAAACUGGUGGAAAAGUUUGAUAAAACUGGGACUGUGUGCAACGCCAGGAAAACCGGGCGGCCUCGCUUCACCACGGAUAACUUAUCAGCUUGCGCGGUUAUCCGUGAAGUAUCUAGAAUGAACGAUGUCAGUAUUCGUAAAAUAGCCCGACGUUGCGACACCACCAGAUAUGCUGUGUAUAGGAUUUUAAAGGAAAGAAAUUUUCGACUGGAUUCAAGGUCGAUGACGGAACCCAACUCCGACCCCUUGGCUCACUCGAUCACAACACAGAUAGUGACACCCAGUAAUAAUCAAACAAAUUCGAACAGUGAAAUUCAGGUAGCCUCGCGAUCAAUACACUACGAUCUCACCCUUCUGACACCUCCCAAGGAGGUGCCAAGUGGUCCACUCACUAAAAGCAACACUGCUCCACACAUCCGCGUGUCCCCUGUCCCUACCCCAUUGCCAAGUCCUCAAAUUCUGCAUGUCUGUUCAAGGACCACACACGCAGAUGCCAAUGUGUGUGAAGCUAGAGCUACCAGUACUGAGGCACCAAUUGGAGCGAGUCCGUCCAACGGACUAGACGGUGCUCAGAACUCCCUUCUGUCGCAUAACCCUUUGACCACUGUUCAACCAUCAGGAGCGAAUGUUUCAGCCGCAACUGUUGUGAACCGAAUUGAUUUAUCUGUUUCCAAUGACGAAGACCCUGAACCUGCCACCUCUCUUUUCGGUGCAAACAAGGUCGAUGCUGCGGAUGGAAAAUUGGG
Molecule: messenger RNA, 1092 nt
Organism: Dicrocoelium dendriticum
Lineage: Eukaryota; Metazoa; Platyhelminthes; Trematoda; Plagiorchiida; Dicrocoeliidae
Source: the annotation of a GenBank genome assembly